Molecule: messenger RNA, 1779 nt
Organism: Vitrella brassicaformis
Lineage: Eukaryota; Vitrellaceae
Source: the annotation of a GenBank genome assembly
CAUAAUGUGACCAUUAUUAUAAUACACACACGGAUGGCACCACCGGCAAGUCAUCUCACCCACACAGAGAGCUGACCGACUCGGCCAUUUCUCGGCGACGGUGCAGUGCAUCAUGAUCACCAGAGAGACAGCGAGAUAGUGACCCGUCGAUAGGGCGACUAGCUUUCUCAGCUCCUUCAUCAUCUUGAUGCACUCGCUCCGCCACCACACAAUCAGGCUGACGUAAAUGCUGCACAUAUCAUCAGACAGAGAGACCCGCUCGCACUGUCUCGCAGCAGCUGCAGGGCCGCAGCGUCAGUCUCUCCGUGGUUGAUACUGCAACACACACACACACACACGCACGCAACACAAGGACCGGUAGACAAGCAAACAGGGUGCCUCGGUGCUGCUGGUGCGUGCGCUUCCGACCUUGAAGGUCUCGAGCAAAGGCAGCAGCCUGGCAUACACGUACUCCAAGACGCGCAGACUCCUGCACAUACACACACACACACACACACACAUAUAUAUAUAUAUAUGUAUAUAUAUGGCGCCAUGUUGCGCGUCUCUGUCUCUGGAUGACUGCCUCACUUAGCGCCGAGUACGCUGGUUUUGCCCGAGUGGAAUACGGUGACAGUGAUGUUGGCAUCCUUCUGCUGGUCGUCGGGGCCCUUGAUCUCGUCAGGCACCGGCACCAUCACCUGCGCACCUGACACACAAAACACACACACACAGGUACACGGACGGAUGGCUGCUAGUGAGCUGGUCAGCCAGUCACCUGGAGAGCGUUCCAGGUCGUACUUGAUGGGGAAGGUGGUGUCUGCCAGCCCAGCCAGGACAGCAGCAGUCGCAUUCAUUGUGCAUCUAUCUGAUCUGCCAAGGCUGUGAUGGUGUGAGUGAGUGGUUCUUGGUCACCCACCUUUGGUGAGUUUGUUGAUGUUGAUUUCGAAGCCGGUGUAGUAGGUCGCCAUCAGACCGCAGAUCUGUUUGAUCAAACAAGAUCAGUCAGGCAGGCACACGCAUAUGUGCGCACAAACAGGUGUGUGUACCUGGAAGUUGUGGAACUUGACGUCAUAGCCGAGGUGGACCUUGAGCCGGCGGGCAGCACGCCGCAGAUUCAAACGGGCCGCAUCUAUCGACGGCGCACUCGUCAGCUGACACACACGUACACACACACACAUACACGCAAGAACGACAGAAUCUGUCUGUCUGUCGGUCUGGCGAUGUGUCUGGUGCUGUCACUCCCAGACAGACAGACGCCCACCUUCAGUCGCCCAUUCUCGUACAUCUCCACAAUAGAAAAGGGGUCACGAUACUCAACCCUGCACCAAAAAACACAUGUACAAACACACGUGUCAAGAACAAUACGGCUGAGCCCUGCCUGCGUCCAUGGGCCCUCCGUCUGCACCUGACGUGGACCCUGCUGGGGUUGUCGGCCGGGUUGUAGUAGCUGUUGACGAAGCUGAGGGCCACUUUGUCGAGGUCCAGCACACAGCCCGUCAACGCCGCCGCUGACGUGUUGUGCACCAUGAUCUCGCCAACCUGACAGAUCCAGGCAGAUCACAGGCAGGUGAAGGUUGGAGUGCUCUGCCUGCCUUCUCGGUCGACGCGGCAUCGUCCUGGAGGCCAUUGUCACCGAACGCACCUUCUGCCUGCACAACACAACAACACACACAGGGACUGAGUUUUCUGGCGUUUGUCCUGCAGGAGUCUGUUUGCUGACCUUCCCACGCUUGCGCUUUGUCAUCCUUUGCUCUUUUCCCUGGGAAAAAGCGAGCUUAGCAGGAGGUCCAGAGAGGAAUG